Messenger RNA from Zea mays, 1962 nucleotides. Its product is annotated as mitogen-activated protein kinase kinase kinase 17. The record is from RefSeq and is a predicted model, not a curated record. Gene Ontology annotation, biological process: protein phosphorylation; signal transduction. Gene Ontology annotation, molecular function: ATP binding; protein kinase activity. Bases 340 to 1962 code for a protein of 540 amino acids. NCBI's taxonomy places the organism in Eukaryota, Viridiplantae, Streptophyta, Magnoliopsida, Poales, Poaceae. The transcript has 2 exons.
CGAAACCCCACGACCAGAGCCGCUCCUACAAGUUCGUUACACCUUCCUUCUCAGGCACGGGCGCUGCUGGUAUGCGGGCGACGUGGCUUUCGCUCAGAGGCUGCCGCGCCGCGCGCACAGAAGCAAACGCUUACGCACGCGGCUAUUUCCCUCCGCCACCCCUCGGUUUCCGCACGUGUUCCACGCCCCCGCGCUGCCCGUAGAAAUAGACCUUCCCCUCCCGGCCUCCCCUCGCCACCACAGUGCCAGACGCACGCAAGCACACCACACGCCCUCACAACUCGCAUCCAUCGGGCCUCUUCCACUCCACAUCGGGAGCCGCAAGCAGAAGCAGAACCAAUGACGACGACGACCACGGCGAAGCAGCUCCGGCGCGUGCGCACGCUCGGCCGCGGCGCGUCGGGCGCCGUGGUGUGGCUGGCCUCCGACGAGGCCUCGGGCGAGCUGGUGGCGGUCAAGUCGGCGCGCGCCGCCGGGGCCGCGGCGCAGCUGCAGCGCGAGGGCCGCGUCCUCCGGGGCCUCUCGUCGCCGCACAUCGUGCCCUGCCUCGGCUCCCGCGCCGCGGCGGGCGGCGAGUACCAGCUCCUGCUGGAGUUCGCGCCGGGCGGGUCGCUGGCCGACGAGGCCGCCAGGAGCGGCGGGGGCCGCCUCGCGGAGCGCGCCAUCGGCGCCUACGCCGGGGACGUGGCGCGCGGGCUGGCGUACCUCCACGGCCGGUCGCUCGUGCACGGGGACGUCAAGGCCCGGAACGUGGUCAUCGGCGGCGACGGGCGCGCCAGGCUGACCGACUUCGGGUGCGCGAGGCCGGCCGGCGGGUCGACGCGCCCCGUCGGGGGCACCCCGGCGUUCAUGGCGCCCGAGGUGGCGCGCGGCCAGGAGCAGGGCCCCGCCGCCGACGUCUGGGCGCUCGGGUGCAUGGUCGUCGAGCUGGCCACGGGCCGCGCGCCCUGGAGCGACGUGGAGGGCGACGACCUCCUCGCCGCGCUCCACCGGAUCGGGUACACGGACGACGUGCCGGAGGUGCCCGCGUGGCUGUCGCCCGAGGCCAAGGACUUCCUGGCCGGCUGCUUCGAGCGCCGCGCCGCCGCCCGGCCCACGGCCGCGCAGCUCGCGGCGCACCCGUUCGUCGUCGCCUCCGCCUCCGCCGCCGCCGCCAUCCGCGGCCCGGCGAAGCAGGAGGUGGUCCCGUCACCCAAGAGCACGCUGCACGACGCGUUCUGGGACUCGGACGCCGAGGACGAAGCGGACGAGAUGUCGACGGGCGCGGCGGCCGAGAGGAUCGGGGCAUUGGCGUGCGCCGCCUCCGCGCUGCCUGACUGGGACACCGAGGAAGGCUGGAUCGACCUCCAGGACGACCACUCGGCCGGAACUGCCGACGCACCGCCGGCGCCCGUCGCGGACUACUUCAUCAGCUGGGCGGAGCCGUCAGACGCAGAGCUGGAACCAUUCGUCGCCGUCGCCGCCGCCGCAGGUCUCCCGCACGUUGCAGGAGUGGCAUUAGCAGGCGCCACCGCCGUUAACCUGCAGGGCAGUUAUUAUUAUUACCCGCCUAUGCAUCUAGGCGUCCGCGGAAACGAGAUUCCACGCCCGUUGUUGGAUCAUCAUGGCGACGGGUUAGAAAAGGGGCAGGGAUCCCACCGCGUUUGUAACAGAGAAACAGAAAAGGUAACAAUGAAACGAAUUUCGUUAAAAAGAAGAGCUGCUUUCCUUCUCGACCAGCAUCACGUGCGAUCGCUGGACAAACUGGAAUAUCGUCCACGUCACGACCGAAUGCUGCGUCGACGGCAAUCUAUAUAUCGGAGCAAUAGCGUCCUUGGUUACGACGUUAGCAAAGGUAGGCAGGCAACAUUGGAGGAGCUGAUCCACCGCCGAUCAACGACGGGAACCAAUCUCCUCGACACCAGCAGGGAGAUCGACAAGAAGGAGGAGGCGGGUCUUCGCUGCAAGACGCCGCCGCAAUGA